Molecule: messenger RNA, 972 nt
Organism: Physeter macrocephalus (sperm whale)
Lineage: Eukaryota; Metazoa; Chordata; Mammalia; Artiodactyla; Physeteridae
Gene: KLK13
Product: kallikrein related peptidase 13
Biological process (GO): proteolysis
Cellular component (GO): secretory granule
Molecular function (GO): serine-type endopeptidase activity
Source: RefSeq, a predicted model, not a curated record
AUGGAGAAGAAAAAAAUUGAUGAUGCAGGCAAGGGAGCAGAGGACUGCUGGCUGGAACGGUGUCCUCGAGGAGGCAUCUCUCAGCAGUACCCCAAGAUUCUCAAUGGCACCAGCGGGACCAAUGGGUUCCUCCCCGGUGGCCACACCUGCCCCCCGCCUCACUCUCAGCCCUGGCAGGUAGCCCUACUAGUGCAAGGGCGGCUGCUCUCGGGGGGGGGAGUCCUGAUCCAACCACAAUGGGUCCUCACUGCAGCACGUUGUCUAAAGGACGGGUACAGAGUAUCUGGCAAGCAGACCCUGAGGCAUGUGGAAGAUGGAGAGCAGGUGAGGGAGACAGUUCGAUCUAUCCCCUGCCCUCUGUAUCAGAUCAGCCCCAGCCACCUGAGCCGAGACCUUGACGUCAUGCUUCUGGAACUGCAGUCCUCGGCCCAGCUCACCAGCCACAUUCAAAUCCCGCCCCUCUCCCACCACGACUGCCUCCCCGCUGGCACCUGCUGUCCGGUGUCUGGUUGGGGCACCACCACCGGCCCCCAGGUGAGUUACCCCCAAACCCUCCAAUGUGCCAACAUCAAACUAUGCUCAGGUGAGGGAUGUCAUCAAGUCUACCCGGGGAAGAUCACGCCCAACAUGCUUUGUGCCGGCACAAAAGAGGGUGGCAAUGACUCCUGUGAGGGCGACUCCAGGGGUCCCGUGGUCUGUAAUGCAACACUCUAUGACAUCAUCUCCUGGGGAGACUUCCCGUGUGGACAGCCCAACCGGCCUGGUGUCUACACCCGAGUCUCUCAGCAUGUUACAUGGAUCCUUGUUCUGUGCCCUGUGCUGCUGCAUCUUUGUCUGUGACUCCCAAAUGCAGAGGUUAAAUGCCCAGCCAUGGGAAUCCCUGCUUUGAAUAAGUCAUAAAACGCAACCUCGGUUUUCUCAUCUGUAAAAUGGGGCUCAUAAUUUUCCUCAGAGCGCUGUUAUGAGUAUAAA